AAGUGUAAACACCCAACCUCUCUAUUGAAACCGCAAACCACCCAAGCACGAAUUUAUAAUUCAUUUGCUAAUGGAUUUAUCAGGUAAAAUGACCCGGUCAUACAGGGUUGAACUUCGUGCCUUUCAGGAUAAAACCGUUUUUCAGAAAAAAUGACAACUCAUACCCUGACAACAGCUUGGCAGAACCAAAGGUCAUUUGAAGAGACCAACUUGCAGAUGCUGCAAAAUGAGGUACUUUGUGACGUCACAUUUCUGGUGGGAAGCAACAAACAAGAAAUUAAAGCGCACAAAUUCCUCCUGGCUAGCCGAAGUCAAAUGUUUUAUUCUAUGUUCUGUAGUUCUCCGGCUGAAACACACGAUGCAAUUCAAGUUCCUGAUAUUGAACAUGAAGUUAUGAAAACAAUAUUGAGGUAUAUCUACACAGAGGACUGCGAAAUUAACACAGAUUCGGUGAUGGCCAUUUUACUUGGAGCGAAGAAAUAUAAGUUAAGUCGACUUGAAGAAAAAUGUAGAACUUUUCUGACUAACAGACUAACAGCAGACAAUGUGUGUACAAUUUUGAAGAAUGUUCAUGAUUUAGAAGAAAAGGAGCUGGAACAAAAGUGUUUGUCGUUCAUAAUGGAACGAGGAGAUGACGCUCUAAAUGCUGAUGGGUUAACAGCUCUUCCAAAAACUGCCAUUCGGAAAAUAAUCACAUCAGACAAUCUCCAAGCCGAGGAGAGUACUGUGUAUGGAGCUUGUAAAAGAUGGGCUGUUGAAAAGUGUAGACAGGAAACAGGAAGUGCUGAUUUUUCAUCUGCCGAUUUACGAAACCAGUUAGGAGAUUUGUUACAUUUGAUAAGAUUUCCUUUAAUGACGUUUGAAACAUUUGCUUCGAGUGCAUCUAAAGACGACAUUUUAACUGCUGACGAAAAAGUAAGCAUUUUCAACUGUAUUGCAAACAAGUCUACAUCAUCAGAUUGUAAAUUUUCUAUGAAGAAAAGAACUGGAAUAUUCAAAAUUCCAGCAGUUAAAGAAGAGCGCUUGAUUAUUAAAAGGUUUCUAAAUGCUCCAAGUAGAGAAUGGAUGUAUAACGGACUACCAGACUCGAUCAGUUUCAAGGUUUCGGUAAAAGCAAAGUUUCUAGGUGUCAGUCUAUUUUCACCGAUAAAUGCGGGUAAGAUAAAAGGCAUAUUGAAACUUCAACAGGGUACGACAGAUAUUUUAUACGAAAAAAAUAUUGAAAUAAAUUACAGCCCGACAAAAAUAAGUGAAGAGGUGAUACUUGAUAAUAAUGUUGACAUUGUGCCAGGACAGUUGUACACGCUUUACACUAAGCUUACAGGGGGCUAUACGUAUUAUGGUACAGGUGGGCAAACGACUGUAUCGGCAGGAAAUAUUGAUGUCUCUUUCGCUGGGAAUGAUUUCAGUCUAAAUGGCACUGACUCUACUGAGGGACAGUUCAAUUAUAUUAUUUUAAAAACGGUUUCCAAGGACAGAUAACAAGAUACAUCGUGUUAUCUUUAUUCACAGUUAAAACAUUCUUAUUUUUGUCAGAUUGCAUUAUAUGCCUUUUAGGAUGACACCUGUCAUCUAAUGUUCUGUAUGUAAAUUUAUUACCUUAAUCUCUGCGUCAGUAUAUGAAUAGAAAGAAUAAAUAAAUUGUAUUGACA
Messenger RNA from Mercenaria mercenaria, 1652 nucleotides. Its product is annotated as BTB/POZ domain-containing protein 6-like. The record is from RefSeq and is a predicted model, not a curated record. Gene Ontology annotation, cellular component: cytosol. NCBI's taxonomy places the organism in Eukaryota, Metazoa, Mollusca, Bivalvia, Venerida, Veneridae. The coding region runs from base 151 to 1482 and encodes 443 amino acids. Gene Ontology annotation, molecular function: protein binding. Gene Ontology annotation, biological process: neurogenesis. The transcript is spliced from 3 exons.